AUGUGGAUGCCCCGAGUGGUCCUUCUGGUGCUGCCAGUGGCGAGCAUCCGCGAAAUUGACAAGAUCUGGGGAGGCACUGACGGCAUCAAGCGCCUACUUCGUGGAUCUUCAGGAAGCCUUGGACAUCUCACUGGCACCAGUACGCAUGAUCUUGGAAUCUUUAAAGGAACAGCAGACCUACAACAUCUGCGAACUGCAGUCGCCUCUGCCCUCAGCAGCCCAUAUUCGAUUGUGACCUUCUCAACACCUGCAUGGGAGAUCCCACUGGACAUGUCAGAGGACCCGCCGUACCUCCAUGCUUUUCAGCAGCUCAACGCCAGCUUUGCGCAGUAUGCGGCAACGCGCAACAGCAUCUACUUGUCUUCGAACUCCGGAAAGUUCAUGCAUGGAGUGGAGACACUGGAAACCGAUGGCUCUGCCGAGCAUGCUGCUCUGGGUUUCGAGUCUGGCAGUAGAGUACCAGCCUCCGAAGUGGAGGACAACCUUGCCGCAAAGCACCUGGUGAUUCAAGCGAGUUACCCCGGUGGCCCAGCGUACUUUGGCCAUGCCAUCGACAACGUGUUUCCCAGAGUGCUGAGCAUCCUCCCGGGCGCCAAGCUGGCUGGUCACAGAGUGUCGGUGGUUGUGCCACAAGUGUCCCGUGAGUUUUUCAGUCACAACACCCAAGUCCUUUUUGAGCGGAUGGGUGUCCAGGUCUUGGAGGAGAUCCCGCAGACCCCUCACCGGAUGGCAGGUGUGACAAAUGUGGCGUCUUGGGAUCGACUGAUGCGGCAGAACACUCGCAACAUCAUCCGUGAGGAGUUGUUUCGCGGCUUGACUCCGGCGGCUUGUGCGGAUGGUACCGCUGGAGGGGACUGGUCCAACGUCUUCCUCUCCCGUCGCAGUGGUACUCGCAACGGUCGUGCGGUUGAGGGCGAGGAGGUCUUGGAAGAGAAGCUGCAAGAGAGCGGUUUUCACAUCCUAGACGACCCGGGGAAAUGGCCUGUUGAUGAGCUCGCCAGGAAGCUUUACACGUCGACUUGCCGUCUCGUUGGCUUUGCUGGAACAGCGUUGUUGAACCUGGUAUUCCUCCCAAACGGAGCAAAGCUUGUCGAGUACAACCCCACGGGCCUGUAUGCUGACUACUGGGAAUGGGCUCAUGCUCUGAACAUGAGCUAUGUGCAUGCCGUCCCGAGUUUGAGCAUUAGUGCGGAUGAAGCAGACCGCUUGGUCCAGCUCGCGACAGCAUAG
Symbiodinium pilosum is the source of this 1230-nucleotide messenger RNA. The record is from the annotation of a GenBank genome assembly. NCBI's taxonomy places the organism in Eukaryota, Dinophyceae, Suessiales, Symbiodiniaceae.